AUGGCCCUAGACGGCGAGCGGGGGAAACAAGAGGAGGAGAAGAAAAAGAAGAAGAAGAAAAAGAAGAGGAAGAAGAAGGAGCAGGGGGCUCAGAAGAGCGGCUCCCUCUUCGCGGCCGCGAUGGGCGAGAACGACGCCGCGCUCCGGGCAGGCGGCAGGGGGCUCUCGGACCCGUGGGCGGACUCCGCGGGGGUGCGGCCCCGCACCACCGAGCGCCACAUCACGGCGCACAAGCGGCUAGUGCUGGCCUUCGCGGUGUCCAUCGUGGCGCUGCUCGCGGUCACCAUGCUCGCCGUGCUCCUCAGCCUGCGCUUCGACGAGUGUGGGGCGAGCGUGCCGUCCGGCGCCGACGGCGGGCCGGCGGGCUUCCCGGCGCGCGGCGGCAACGAGAGCCUUCCGGGCCCGGCCCGACGGAACCACCACGCCGGCGGGGACCCCUCGCAGCCCGCGGCAGGCGCGGAGGCCACCGCUGAGACCCCGUCCGCCCAGCCGCCGUCUGGGGAGGAGCGCGAGCAGUGGCAGCCGUGGACGCAGCUGCGCCUGUCCGGCCACCUCAAGCCGCUGCACUACAAUCUGAUGCUCACCGCCUUCAUGGAGAACUUCACCUUCUCCGGCGAGGUCAACGUGGAGAUCGCGUGCCGGAACGCCACUCGCUACGUCGUGCUGCACGCCUCCCGGGUGGCGGUCGAGAAGGUGCAGGUGGCCGAGGACCGGGUGGCCGGGGCGGUCCCGGUGGCCGGCUUUUUCCUCUACCCGCAAACCCAGGUCCUGGUGGUGGUGCUGAAUAGGACUCUGGACGCGCAGAGGAAUUACAAUCUGAAGAUCAUCUACAACGCCUUGAUCGAGAACGAGCUCCUGGGCUUCUUCCGCAGCUCCUACGUGCUCCAUGGGGAGAGAAGAUUCCUCGGUAUUACUCAGUUUUCGCCUACACAUGCCAGAAAGGCAUUUCCUUGUUUUGACGAGCCAAUCUACAAGGCUACUUUCAAAAUCAGCAUCAAGCAUCAAGCAAGCUAUUUGUCUUUAUCCAAUAUGCCAGUGGAAACUUCUGUGUUUGAGGAAGACGGAUGGGUUACGGAUCACUUUUCACAAACCCCUCUCAUGUCCACGUACUAUUUAGCCUGGGCAAUUUGCAACUUCACAUACAGAGAAACUACCACCAAGAGUGGGGUUGUAGUACGCUUGUAUGCAAGACCCGAUGCUAUCAGAAGAGGAUCCGGGGACUAUGCGCUCCAUAUAGCAAAGAGAUUAAUAGAAUUUUAUGAAGACUACUUUAACGUGCCCUAUUCCUUGCCAAAACUAGAUCUUUUAGCUGUGCCUAAGCAUCCGUACGCUGCUAUGGAGAACUGGGGACUAAGUAUUUUUGUGGAACAAAGAAUACUGCUGGAUCCCAGUGUUUCGUCUAUUUCUUAUUUGCUGGAUGUCACCAUGGUCAUUGUUCAUGAGAUAUGUCACCAGUGGUUUGGUGACCUCGUGACUCCCGUGUGGUGGGAAGACGUGUGGCUGAAGGAAGGGUUUGCUCACUACUUUGAGUUCGUUGGCACAGACUACCUCUAUCCCGGCUGGAACAUGGAAAAACAAAGGUUUCUGACGGAUGUUCUACAUGAAGUGAUGCUGCUUGAUGGCUUGGCCAGUUCCCAUCCAGUAUCACAGGAAGUGCUACGGGCAACAGACAUUGACAGGGUGUUUGACUGGAUCGCAUAUAAAAAGGGUGCUGCUUUAAUUAGAAUGCUGGCUAAUUUUAUGGGCCAUUCAGUGUUUCAAAGGGGUUUGCAAGAUUACUUAACUAUUCAUAAGUAUGGCAAUGCGGCCAGAAAUGAUCUCUGGAAUACACUAUCAGAGGCUUUAAAACGGAAUGGAAAAUACGUAAAUAUACAAGAAGUAAUGGAUCAGUGGACUCUCCAGAUGGGUUAUCCCGUUAUCACCAUCUUGGGAAAUACAACAGCUGAAAAUAGAAUAAUAAUUACCCAGCAGCAUUUUAUUUAUGAUAUCAGUGCUAAAACUAAAGCACAUGAACCUCAAAAUAACAGCUACCUGUGGCAGAUUCCAUUAACUAUUGUGGUAGGAAAUAGAAGCCGUGUGUCUUCAGAAGCAAUUAUUUGGGUGUCUAACAAAUCAGAACACCAUAGGAUAACUUUGGACAAAGGAAGCUGGUUGCUGGGGAACAUCAAUCAAACUGGCUAUUUUAGAGUCAACUAUGACUUAAGAAACUGGAGAUUAUUAAUUGAUCAAUUAAUCAGGAACCAUGAGGUUCUCUCUGUCAGCAACCGAGCAGGUUUGAUCGACGAUGCCUUCAGCCUAGCCAGAGCUGGGUAUUUGCCUCAGAAUAUUCCCCUGGAGAUUAUCAGAUACCUGUCUGAGGAAAAGGAUUUUCUUCCUUGGCAUGCUGCCAGCAGAGCUCUUUAUCCUCUAGACAAAUUACUGGACCGCAUGGAGAAAUACAACGUCUUCAAUGAAUAUAUUUUAAAGCAAGUUGCAACGACGUACAUCAAGCUUGGUUGGCCAAAAAACAAUUUUAAUGGAUCUCUUGUCCAAGCGUCCUACCAACAUGAAGAACUACGUAGAGAAGUUAUAAUGCUGGCAUGUAGUUUUGGCAACAAGCACUGUCACCAACAAGCAUCAACACUUAUUUCAGAUUGGAUUUCCAGCAACAGGAACAGAAUACCACUAAAUGUUAGAGACAUCGUCUACUGUACAGGAGUUUCACUACUGGAUGAGGAUGUCUGGGAAUUCAUAUGGAUGAAAUUCCACUCUACCACGGCCAUUUCUGAGAAGAAAAUACUAUUGGAAGCCUUAACUUGCAGUGAUGACAGGAAUUUAUUAAAUAGGCUUCUAAAUCUAUCACUGAAUUCUGAGGUGGUUCUGGAUCAAGAUGCAAUUGAUGUGAUAAUCCAUGUAGCUCGAAAUCCACAUGGUCGAGACCUUGCCUGGAAGUUUUUUAGAGAUAAAUGGAAGAUAUUAAAUACCAGGUAUGGAGAAGCACUAUUUAUGAAUUCCAAACUUAUCAGUGGUGUUACAGAAUUUCUUAAUACUGAAGGUGAACUGAAAGAGCUAAAGAACUUUAUGAAGAGCUAUGACGGAGUAGCUGCUGCCUCUUUCUCAAGAGCUGUGGAAACUGUCGAAGCCAAUGUACGCUGGAAAAUGCUUUAUCAGGAUGAGCUUUUCCAGUGGCUAGGAAAAGCUCUGAGACAUUAA
Messenger RNA from Budorcas taxicolor (takin), 3192 nucleotides. It is a transcript of the gene TRHDE, whose product is annotated as thyrotropin releasing hormone degrading enzyme. Gene Ontology annotation, biological process: proteolysis; peptide catabolic process. The coding region runs from base 1 to 3192 and encodes 1063 amino acids. The record is from RefSeq and is a predicted model, not a curated record. Gene Ontology annotation, molecular function: metalloaminopeptidase activity; zinc ion binding; peptide binding. Gene Ontology annotation, cellular component: cytoplasm. Lineage: Eukaryota; Metazoa; Chordata; Mammalia; Artiodactyla; Bovidae. The transcript has 19 exons.